AUAUAAACAAAAACUAAAAUCAACUCCAAUAAGCUCAACACAUUGCAACAAGCUUCAUCUAGCAGCAGCAGCAGAGAGGGUUUUUGGGAAGAAGGUGGCAAUUGAAAAAUGGCGUCAAGAACACUAGAAAUAGAGAAGAUGAGUGUGGAGCAACUUAAAGCACUCAAAGAACAAGCCGAUCUAGAAGUGAACCUUCUUCAAGAUAGCCUCAAUAACAUCCGUACAGCAACUACUCGACUCGAAAUCGCAUCUAAUGCCCUUCAAGAUCUGUCACUACGCCCUCAAGGGAAGAAAAUGUUGGUGCCUUUAACAGCGUCGUUAUAUGUGCCGGGAACUCUAGAUGAUGCUGAUAAGGUUUUGGUAGAUGUCGGCACUGGAUAUUUUGUUGAGAAAACAAUGACAGAAGGAAAAGAUUACUGUGAGCGGAAAAUCAACCUGCUUAAGUCCAACUACGAGCAGCUUCUUGAUGUUGCGACGAAGAAGAAAAGUGUUGCUGAUGAAACUGGUCUUAUCUUGCAAGCUAAAUUAAGACAACUUGCUCAAGCACAAUAGAAAGGUCAACGCUCUGGAGGUCCCUUCGUUGAUAACUCAACGAGCUCAUGUGCCUCAAAAGAACUUUACGAGUACCAAAUUCUGUCUGAAUUAGUAUUACUGGAGCUGUGAAGUAGAAGUUCAACGAGUGUUCAACGUACCUCCCUCCCUUUCACCCUCACUUUUCGUGUUCUUUUUACCUUCCGCGAGAAAUCGUUGAUUGAUGAUCAUCUGUUCCAUUGUAGCAGACAUUUGGUUGAUUACAAGAAGUUUAUGAUUUACAUUGCAAAUGUCUUUUGGUGAGUGAAACCAUGGUACAAUUCUACUUUUGCUGCAUCUCAAGUUUCUAUUUCAACUAGUAUGUGUUUGAGUGUGUAUUGGAAGACGAAAGCUGUUGUUACGGUAAAAUUAUAACAUACUCAGUGUAAUUUCACGAGUCA
Messenger RNA from Solanum pennellii, 971 nucleotides. RefSeq names its product probable prefoldin subunit 5. The coding region runs from base 109 to 552 and encodes 147 amino acids. Lineage: Eukaryota; Viridiplantae; Streptophyta; Magnoliopsida; Solanales; Solanaceae. The record is from RefSeq and is a predicted model, not a curated record. Gene Ontology annotation, biological process: regulation of DNA-templated transcription; protein folding. Gene Ontology annotation, cellular component: cytoplasm; prefoldin complex. The transcript is spliced from 4 exons.